Molecule: messenger RNA, 4980 nt
Organism: Lepus europaeus (European hare)
Lineage: Eukaryota; Metazoa; Chordata; Mammalia; Lagomorpha; Leporidae
Gene: CATSPERB
Product: cation channel sperm associated auxiliary subunit beta
Exons: 31
Coding region: 1-4980 (1659 amino acids)
Cellular component (GO): cilium; CatSper complex
Source: RefSeq, a predicted model, not a curated record
AUGCUGGCAGCCAUGUUGGAUCUCACUGGUUCUGACUGGUCGGCUGAGGAGGAGCGUUUGGCGGCAAAGACACCCUGUUCUCGAAGAGAAACAGGAGGAGGUGGGCGUGACUGUGCUCAUAACCACACUGUGACUGAGUUGCCAUGUAGCUCAUUCCAUGAAGGUUUCUGGGCCUUCCUAGACGUAUGUUAUAUUGAAGACGAUAGGUUUGGCGACUCCACGUCUCCGAGUGAUAUGGGGAAACACUUUGCUUGUUCUAGCCAAGGGUUCCCCAAAGAAAAUGAAAUGAUCAAGUUGUAUCUGACCACAGAAAACUUGAAAAUCCAGUGUUUUUUCCAAACUGAAAAUGAGCUAUCUUCAAAGGAUGUGAUAAGUGUGUUCACAUCAGGAGGACUGGCACCCAGCUUGGGAAUCAUAAAUAGUACAUACAAUGGCAUCUUCCACUUUAAUUUAACUUUGUUCAGUGAUCAAGUGCUCUGGUUAAUUGAUAUUCCUAGAGAAAACAUCACAAGAAACACAGAUGUUGCAGCUGUAGAAGAAUGGUUGGUAAGGAUCACUUUACACCAUGGAUUAAAUAUUUACGCCACAGAAGGGACUCUGCUGGACAGUGUUCGAGAACCCAUUCUGCAGUGGAGUCUUGGGACUGUGAUGACGCAAAGCGAGGUCAAUAAAUUAUCUCCACAUGUGGUAGAUCUCAAAGCGGCAAAAUGCCCCUGUGCCAACGAUGUGACAUUACUUGGCUUCAUUUUGAAUACCACAUACAAUGGUGUUUACAUAGGCCUAAGUUUUUCUGGAUUUUGGAAUUAUCAUGAUACCAAAUGGUAUGACAUGACAGAUACUAUCUAUUCCCAGCUUCGAGAAGAACACACAGACCUUACAUUGAUAGAUAUGGUUUUAACCAAUCAUUUUUUAGUUAUCCUUACCUCCUUGGGUCUUUUUGUAAGUGAAGAUCUUCGUUAUCCAACACCCCAACACUUACAGCUUUCAAGGGCAGACUUUUGUGGUUUUGAAAGGGUUGACUAUGUUAAAGGAAAAUUGUGGUACAAUGAAAGAUGUUUUGCUAACAGAGAACACUUUGAAGUGGAUUACGUUACUGUCACCUUCGACAGGAACCGAACCCUCAGUGAGUCAAGUGCCUGUUUUUAUAGUAAAGAACCAUUUCUUGAAUGGCAGCCUUGCUUACCUUACAUUUUAAAAGGAGUGAAAAGCGCCCCUUCAAGUGUCAUAACCUUUCUUGUUGACCAAGAGCGUGACACCGGAGUCUACCUCUUCCAUAACCGGAUCCAGAACAUUGCUACUGCCUCCGUGAACAUCCUAAACAAUAGCAAGCCAAAUCUGCUCCCGAAAUUCCCACUCUUCCAGUUUCCUUCCUCAUUCUCUUCUCCAGUGGGAAUGAUAUUCCAUCCCCGAAGUCACUUUCUGUACGCCUAUGGCAACCAGGUUUGGCUUUCACUGGACGGCGGCAACACUUUCGAGUUAAUAGCUGACUUCCAUGGUGACAUCAUAACGAAGACGUAUCAUAGUUUUUAUACUUCUGAUAUCACUUUUGUCUCCCAGAGCGGAAAGGUGUACUUGACAAAGGCAGGAUUAAGCAAAUACAGUAAGAUUGGAAAUGUUGCCGAUAAAAUCUUCACAUUAUACUAUGACCACUUGGGAUUCAUACAUAAACUGACUCCAGAUCACUUUGAAGCUGGCGGGUCAAUCUCCACCUUAGAAAAUUCUAGAAGUAUUUUUGGACAGGCUCCUGAUAUGGGCUUUGAGACUGCACUAGCUCCCCAGUAUAUCUCCUUAAACGAAAUGCUCUUUUUUGCAUACGUACCUCUGAAUGAGCCUCCGGAAACUGUCCACACCAAGAAAUUCAAGAAUAUCCACUAUGGAAAACUGAUACGCUCCAGGAAAACUGGAACAGCUUACAUAAGAAAGAUAUUGCAACAUGAGAUUCCCAAAGGAUUUUUGUCUUCGGUUAUUACGGAAAUGAUAGAUCCUUUUGGAAUAGAGGAAGUCAAUGAGAGCUCGUGUUUGUCCAGCUCCCUUUACGUUAAUCAGUCUGGAGACUUCUCCUAUAAACUUACUCUUGACCCUCAAAAUGCUAAAGCCUUAUUUCAAAAUACAGAUAUAGAGAAGACAGUGGUGAUUCCUGGUCACAGCAGCUUCCUAAUCACAAGCAUUGUAGAUGAGAAGAACGCUUUAGCUAUCGCUACCAUGCCUAACAGUGUCCCUAACAAUGUGACCUUUCUAAAGGACUCCUGGUUCUUGUACAACUUCGGGCAAAGGAAUGGACGGACAUGGAAUAUAUACUCAAAGCCAUGCAAUUACUGGUUUCAACAAUCUGAUGAUUCGACAUCCCUCAACAUCGUGAAAUAUGUUGACCUGGGAAACUCUCAGAAUUUAGAGGUUAAGAUCAUACCUAAUACAAAAGGGUUGCGCACACUUGAAACACCACUGGUGAAAGUAUUAGUUGGAGAUCCAACUUUGCUAGAAGUUAAAGCCAAAGGCAUUUUUGAUGAUACUGAUAGUUACAUUAUGGAAAUUUCUGUAGUCAGCAGAGCUUUACGUCAGGGUUCAACAUCGCUGGCACUGGUUGUCUGGGAAGCAGCAACAGAAUGCUUUGUUACAACGAUCGUGCCCACAUUGAAAAGCAGCUGCAGUUACCUCCGAGCCAUGCGCCACAUUCCUAGCGAAUCCAUCCCAGUGGAAGACUGGAUCCAAGGAGUCCACAAAGACAGUCAGGGUUUCAACAUGAUCAAAACCCUGCCGGUAAACUACAGGCCCCCAUCUAAUAUGGGAAUUGCUAUUCCACUUACAGAUAAUUUUUAUCACGCAGAUCCUAGCCAACCAAUACCAAGAAAUCUAUUUCACAAGUCAAAGGAAGCUGGUAAAUACAAACAGUGUGCAAACGUGUCCACCCGGGAGGAGUGUAACUGCACAGACGCCCAGAAGUUCUCAUAUGCUGUCGCUUUCUCCGACUGCAGAGAGAAAGUUCCUCGUUUUAAGUUUCCAGUCACACAAUAUCCAGUUUCUUUGAAAAUUUUCAAUGAGUCUGUACUUAUCCCAGUGAAAUCUCCAUAUCUGGUUACUGUGACUGAAGUGAAUUUGAGGAAAAACUGGCAGCUAAAACACUCCGUACCAGUAAAGAUUAAAAAGCUGAAAAACUACUUAGAACCACUUCUGCAUGCUUCAGUAUAUAACCCUUUAGGUCUCAACUUAAGUAUAAAGGGCUCUGAGCUUUUUCACUUCAGAGUAUCCGUUGUCCCAGGGGUCACCUUCUGUGACUUGGUUGAAGAGUUUCAGAUCUACGUGGAUGACGCACCCCUGCCAUUCCCAGGACACACGCUCAUCGCCGUGGCCGCAGCCGUGGUGCUGGGGGGCUUAAUUUUCACAGCAUUUAUGUUUCAACUGCGUGACAUCCACCCGUGGAAUGGGACUGUGAGAACCACGGCCCAUGGUGGAGGCAGGGAGGAGCCCGAGCUGCAGCCGGACGUGAAGGAGGAGCCGGGGGUGGACCAUACAGUUCCAGAUCCGAGACGUUUCUCCUUCCACACCUUGUCCUGCCAGGCAAAAGACCCAGUCAUUGACAAGGUCCCAGUCCUGAGAUUUGAGGUCACCUUCCAGCAGGACGAGUUUAAGCAGAUCUCCAAAGCCAAGAGGCCAACAGGAACUCAACCAAGGGGAAGCGGCGGUUUUCCGGGUCCGCGGACCGUGUGCUACCGGGGCGGGGCCCCUACAGGGGCAGGGCUGCCCGUGCAUGGCCUCCACGGUAGCAUCCUGCCACUGAAUCUAAGGUCGCAUUUUUUAAAACUCACCUUUCCAGAAACGCGAGGACCUGCGGGGCCCGGGAAGAGUGAAACAGGCAGCAGGGAAGGUGCAGUGGCAACCUGGAGGCAGCCCGCCAUCUCCGUGGCCGUGCCUCCUGUGGAUGGAUGGUCACCCCACUGUCGUCCUCCGUGCUCAGCCCGCCAUCUCCGUGGCCGUGCCUCCUGUGGAUGGAUGGUCAGCCCACUGUCGUCCUCCAUGCUCAGCCCGCCAUCUCCGUGGCCGUGCCUCCUGUGGAUGGAUGGUCAGCCCACUGUCCUCCGUGCUCAGCCCGCCAUCUCCGUGGCCGUGCCUCCUGUGGAUGGAUCAUCACCCCACUGUUGUCCUCCGUGCUCAGCCCGCCAUCUCCGUGGCCAUGCCUCCUGUGGAUGGAUGGUCAGCCCACUGUCGUCCUCCAUGCUCAGCCCGCCAUCUCCGUGGCCGUGCCUCCUGUGGAUGGAUGGUCAGCCCACUGUCCUCCGUGCUCAGCCCGCCAUCUCCGUGGCCGUGCCUCCUGUGGAUGGAUCAUCACCCCACUGUUGUCCUCCGUGCUCAGCCCGCCAUCUCCGUGGCCGUGUCUCCUGUGGAUGGAUGGUCACCCCACUGUCGUUCUCCAUGCUCAGCCCGCCAUCUCCACGGCCGUGCCUCCUGUGGAUGGAUCGUCACCCCACUGUCGUCCUCUGUGCUCAGCCCGCCAUCUCCAUGGCCGUGCCUCCUGUGGAUGGAUCAUCACCCACUGUCGUCCUCCAUGCUCAGCCGGCCAUCUCCAUGGCCGUGCCUCCUGUGGAUGGAUCAUCACCCACUGUCGUCCUCCAUGCUCAGCCCGCCAUCUCCGUGGCCGUGCCUCCUGUGGAUGGAUGGUCACCCCACUGUCGUCCUCCAUGCUCAGCCCGCCAUCUCCGUGGCCGUGCCUCCUGUGGAUGGAUCAUCACCCACUGUCGUCCUCCAUGCUCAGCCCGCCAUCUCCGUGGCCGUGCCUCCUGUGGAUGGAUGGUCAGCCCACUGUCGUCCUCCGUGCUCAGCCCGCCAUCUCCGUGGCCGUGCCUCCUGUGGAUGGAUGGUCACCCACUGUCGUCCUCCGUGCUUAGCCUGCCAGCUUUCCCCGCACGUCAGGAGAAGUCAGAAGUCCGGGUUUGUGUGAACCUGCCCCCAUUUCAAGCUGUGCACGCAAACUUAACAAGUCAGUGA